Molecule: messenger RNA, 618 nt
Organism: Chiroxiphia lanceolata (lance-tailed manakin)
Lineage: Eukaryota; Metazoa; Chordata; Aves; Passeriformes; Pipridae
Product: complexin-3-like
Exons: 3
Coding region: 41-505 (154 amino acids)
Biological process (GO): neurotransmitter transport; synaptic vesicle exocytosis; regulation of neurotransmitter secretion
Cellular component (GO): SNARE complex; terminal bouton
Molecular function (GO): syntaxin binding
Source: RefSeq, a predicted model, not a curated record
GGUGGGCACCGUGGGGCACAAGCUGCCACCGCCGCCCACCAUGGCCUCCUUCUUCACGGCUGCCCUGAAGAGCUUCCAGGGGGGCAAGGAGGAGCUGCCCAAGGGCCCCCCGAGGGAGGACAAGGCAGCCACGCUGCCCAACGGGAUGGCCCGCGAGGAGUUUGAGGAGUACCAGCGGCAGCUGCUGGAGGAGAAGAUCGAGCGGGACAAGGCGUUUGCGCAGAGGAAGGCGGAGCGGGCCACUGUGCGGAUGCACCUGCGGGACAAGUACCACCUGACCCAGGACGAGCGGGACGAAGCGCAGAUGCACGUGGCCGGCGGGGCGGUGGAGCUGCCGCAGGAAUUGGCCGCGAUGGUGCGGGGCGAGGAGGAGGAGGAGGAGGAGGAAGGCGGCACCGGGGCCUUCGCCUUCCUGGCGAAGCUGCGGGAGGUGGAACUGCCGGCGCUGCGGGACCGCGCGCUGGGCGGCGUGGACCAGGUGAAGGAGAAGUGCUCCCUGAUGUAGCAUCGCUGCCCACCCUGCGCUGGGUGACACCGGCAGCCCCUGCUCCCCUCUGCUCCCCGGGAGCCACGGAGUGCUGAGGCUGUGGCUGCUGUUUCCUGGUGAUGGGCAUCCCA